This is a messenger RNA of Pecten maximus, 5054 nucleotides long. Its product is annotated as microtubule-associated protein 10-like. The coding region runs from base 194 to 3169 and encodes 991 amino acids. Gene Ontology annotation, molecular function: microtubule binding. Lineage: Eukaryota; Metazoa; Mollusca; Bivalvia; Pectinida; Pectinidae. The transcript has a single exon. Gene Ontology annotation, biological process: positive regulation of cytokinesis; mitotic spindle midzone assembly; cytoplasmic microtubule organization. Gene Ontology annotation, cellular component: mitotic spindle pole; cytoplasmic microtubule; centrosome. The record is from RefSeq and is a predicted model, not a curated record.
AUUUGUUGUGAUUUGACGUUUGACGACCAUACAGGUUGUAUCAUGUAAACGGUUUUGCAGGGAAAACAUGACAGCUUACCGGCGAUGUAUGUUUGAAGUGUUUGGACCAUUUUAUCGAAGUGUAAGAAGAUUUUGUUAGCGAGGAAGAUCUUUGAUAACUUUUGAUUUUGGUUUAUGUUCGUGAAUUACAAAAAUGGCAAAAGUAACGGACAAAGAAUCACUGUUUUCUCUGGAAUUGGUUGUUGAAAAACUCUAUAUCCCUCAUGUUGCCUGCAGAUUCCCAGCUGUUGCAUUUAGGCUCUUGGACUUUCCUACCAUUCUUGUUGAACAUGUCGAAAAAGAACUUGGGGAUAAAAUUAGACGCAAAAUAUCCACAGAUCCAUAUUACAAUGUACCUGAACAAUUCACAGAGUUGAAAGACAAGCAUGGAAAUUUCAUGAUGAAAAAAGGUAAAUCAUGCUUGUUCAAAGUAGCUGUGUCUAGUCUCAAGACACACCUGACCAAUGCUCCUCUGUAUGUGAUGGUUAUAGAUAACUUUCCGAAGGUGUCAAAAUUGCUUGGAAACUGUACUGUUCCUCUGGAUGAAGUGAUGGAUUUGAUUAUCAAUGAUAUCAAAACCCUUGGACCUACAGUACCAUCAGUACAUGGUGACAAAGGAUUAUACAAAAUCUACAGUUUGAUGGGAAAAGAAAUAGGCUAUAUCAUUCUAGGAUAUCGUCUCCUUAGUUUGGGCCCCGGACUUAUACCGCAUAUACCAGAAUCUGCAAUCGCAAAGCGAAUGUCUACAGAAGUUGACCAUGUACCUGAGCAGAAUUUUCCGCACCAGAGAGAUAUUGGUAGACCUUCCAAAAGGGAUGGUGGUGGUUAUUCUAGGAGAGAUGAUGAUGCUCUGAUGACAACACAGGAAAUGGGAUCAAUGACAGAUCCAGAAAAGCAUGAUGUUAUACUACAGACUGUGAGCAUGUGUGACAAAGAAAUUCAUGUCGCAAUUUCAGAGCCAGAGGUAAAAUCUAAGUCAACUGAAGAUAAAGGAAUUAUUGUAAAAGAUCUUAAAACUAUUGCUACUCAAACUUUCAAAAGGUCUAAGCCAAAACCAGACUCCGAAUUGCAUGGUCUUGACAUUAAGAAUGGAGAGGAUGAUGGAGAUGAUAUAAUUGCCAUAAAUAUUGCCCAACCUCCUCCUCUGUUUUAUAACAGUGAGAUUGAGCCUGCCAGAAAGACUCAGCGACUGUAUGCUUAUAACAAUGACGAAUCUAGUGAUGAACUGAUAUCUGAAGAAGAGGUCGAAUCAGCAGUAACAAAACGUGAAAUUGAAAAGAGGAAAAAGGAAGAACAAACAAAACGUGAAAGACAAGAAUAUUUAAGAAAUCAACAAUCCCAAGCCGCUAGGGUAACUUUUAUGAACCAACAGCAACCACCACUGCCACCAGCACAGAUUCCUAUUCAAGAAACCAGAAUAGGGGACCAGGCUUUGUUCCCCCUUUUAACGGCCCUGAUGCAGGAAAUCUCAAACAUUCAGAAUCCACAACUUAUUCAUCAGACUGUGCAGCAAGUUAAGUCUGUAUCCAGAACCCAGCAACAACAGCAACGACAGCAGCCUCAGACUUCACAGCAACAAAAACAGACAGCUCCAGAAGAAUUAGAAAAAGAAAAUCAAAAUACAGACCAGGACGGUCCGAGCCAAAGGGGAAGAAAAAGUCAUAGAACAUGUGCACACCCUCAUGAUGGUGUUCCUGGACAGAGAAGCUGGCUCAGACAGACUCCACAGCUUGGUGUGAAGAAGUCUAAGUUAACAUAUGGUUUGACAAAUACACAGAGGCUAAGGCUCGCAAAGUUCAAUCCAGACUGGGCAAAAAAUAUAGAUAAGGAAGAAAAUUAUGCCAAGGUUCAAAAGCAGAAACUGAAGAAAAGUUUCCGAGAUGAUCAAGAAUUUGACACUGGUAAUUUAUCUGAUACGUUGACAGAAGUCAGACGUUUGGCAGAAAAGAACCUACAAGACACACUAGCUGAAGAUACAUUGUUGUACGGAACAAUGAACUCAACUUCAAAGUCCAACAGAAGGAGGAUUUCUCCACCAAGACGAAAACAAAAACAGUCAAAAAAUCAAAGCAAGUCACCUAGGAGUAUGAAACAAACCCAUGGAAAAUCGAAGUCUGCAGAAAAUUUGAAAGAGUCUUCUAAAAGUGUGGGACAGAAAAGUGCAGAAGAUAAUCUCUCUGACCCAGAUACUCCUAGUCUGCCCAGUCAGAAGAGCAUCCAAGUUCGUAUUCCAAGUGCCCAGAUGUAUGAGGAAAGUGAUGAUGAAGAUUUUAGUGACUUUGAAGAAAAGGCACCAACUAGAAAUGGAAGAUUUCCAGGCUUCCAUGAUGAUAAUGAAAGUUUGCCAGAUUCUAUUGGUGCAGAGGCCAUGGAUAACAGAUUUGACAAUGAUUCAUUUGAAUUAAAAGAUGAUGACUUUGAUCAACCUUUAGAAUCGACCAGGAAUUCUAAACCAUCUCCACCAAAAGCUAAGAAAAAAUGGCUAAGUCGUAAAUCUCCAGACAGCAAUCUGUAUAAUGAUGAUUCGUUUGAAUCUGAUAUUUCUCCUCGGCGCGAGAAAGCAGAAAUGCCUGAUAAGUCGCGAACAUUUCAGUCGACAGAGGAUUAUAGCACUCACCAGUUUCAGUCAACAGAGGAACCAGAACUCCAACGUUUGAUGAGUUCUGGAGAAAGGUCUGAAUUAUCGGAUGUGAUGAGUUCUGAAAAAUCUGCCAAAUCUCCAUUACCUGUAACAGCCAGUAUGAAUUCCGCACGAUUUCAGGUAAUAAAUCCAAAGGCUUCUCUCCAAUCGCCGAUCCCAGCACUGCGGCGUUCACAAGUAAAACUGGAUGGUUCCAUGGGUAGGCCUUCACCUACCGGCACUCCAAGAUCACAGACAAGCUCUCGAUUUCCGACCCCAAAACCAAGAAAGGUCAAUCCAAGGGAGAAACGCACUGAGCUGAAACGUGAAUCUUUACAUACCGAGUCCAUCAGCUCUUAUGUGCCAUCUGACGGAGACUUUAAUCCAUCUCUGGAAAGUGAUAAUUAUUCCGAUGACUUCUCCUCUCUCAGUGGUCGUGAAGAACUUAAGAAAAUGAAAGAACUUCCGAGGAUCAUUCCAUCCACAAAACUUGGAUAUACAAUCCAUUAGAUCUGACAGAACAUGUACCUAAUGUGAUAAACUCAAAUUGUGCUAUAGGGUUUUAGAAUUUUUGUUGAUCUGAUCUAUUUUAUUAGACUAUCUGGUAAUAUUUAGUUCACAGUUUGUUUAUUUGGAGACUAUAACCUGACUCGUUUUAUAAGAUAAUAACAUAUCAGAGUACAUCUCAUUUAUAUGUACUCUUAUAUGUUAUUAUUCUAUAAAACGAGUCAGGCACCUGCAGUUAAGUAAAAAUUUAUAUGUAAUUUAACUCCUUUCUGAAAGAGUUCACAAUUCCCAAAGUACAGUGUAACCUUUCUGUCUUACAGUAGAUUUAUGCUUCAGUCCAGACUUAGUAUCAGAGACUUUUGAACAUGUUUGGUAGUAUAUAUAGUUGUAUAUAUAUAUAUGUGAUCGUGUUACAAAAAGUAUAUUAAAGCUGAAUAUGUGGGGGCAUGACAGGAGUUCUGAUAAUUGAAAGUUUGUCUAUGUGACAUUACACAGGAAUCUACUGUAAUUUGAAUGGUGACUUUGUUAAUUAGAUGACGAAUGUAUCAGACUGUUUAUUAUUCGACCAUUAAUUAUAAUUCAGGUUUUGAUCACAUGGAUCUAAGUUAUAAGAUAAUGUUGAUUUUCACAUCCAAAUUAUCUGUUACAUAUGUUUAAUUCUGGUGUAGAACUCUUUUUCAAAUGAGGUAAAUGUCACAGGAAUGGAUAUGUAGGAUAUAUCCUUAAUAGAACUAUUAAAAUCAUUUCUGUGUAUAAGUACGUGGUGCCAUUAACAUGGUUAGUGUAUUGCAAUAGGAGACGUUUUACAGCUCUUUUGGUUAAGAUCUUUUAAAUUCAAGGAUAAUAAACCCCAAUUGGGCUCCGUAAAUGGACAAUAUUUUCCUAUGUGUAGAAUAGAUCUAUACUUGCACAGUCUUAACUAAGAAUAGUUAUAAAUAGCAUAGAUAUUAAUGUAGGAAGUGAUGUCCCGCAAUACUUGUACCUGUACCUGGAGAACAUCUGUUAGUGAAUCACUUUUAACUAUAUAACUGUAUACAUGUUGUGAAUUAUUUAUUAUUAUACUACAAUGUAGUUCCUAUGUUUAUCUUAAGUAAGGUGAUACCUGUUGAAUAGAUUUGUUAAGUUCAAUAGUAGAUAUAGUUUCUUAUUAUGGUUAAAAAGUCAACAUAGCUAGGCAUGUUUUUGAUUUAUCAAAAAUAGAAAAAUUGUUGGAAACUUUACCGUAUUCUGUACCCAAUAACUUUGUGAAAAGAUAUAUUUCAGAGAAGUGAUACAGACACACUAAAAUAAUAAAAUUAAAAAAUAAAGAUAUUAGUAUACUUGCAUUGAAAACAGAAAAACAAACAAAGUAUUUUUGGUUUCUGAUUUAAAAUGGAAACACAUUCCUAAAGAGGGUUUUUAUCAAGUGACCCCUUCUGUGAUGUGAAGGACACUGUGCCCUAACUGGUUGAAAAUCACAUCAUACACAAAGAUAAUUAUUAUCAAGUGUUUAUUAUUGGUUUAAAAUAACAACGAUUUGGAGCAAAUGAUGUACAAAUAUGUAUAGUUACUAAAGGCAAUAUAAUUAUGUUUUGAUAUUUCAAUCUUAAUUAUCUAUGCUUUACUGAGUUAUCAAGUCUAUAACAGAAAUAAGUUUAAAGAUAUUAAAGGUUAUUAUAGUCGGGACACAGAAGUAAGUUAAAGAUAUUACAGGCUAUAGUCAGACAGAAGUUAAUUAGGAUACAGUAUUAUGUAGUUACACUAAAUUGUUUAUUCCAAGGGAGCUAACCUAAGAACAGAGAAAACCACACAAUUUGUUUUUGAGGAAAUAAACAUUUGAUAUUACAUUUUGUAUAUAUUGUUGUACAAUUUUAUGUGAUAUUUAUAUAAAGAGAAUUUCUGUAAUCAA